Messenger RNA from Seminavis robusta, 4020 nucleotides. The record is from the annotation of a GenBank genome assembly. Lineage: Eukaryota; Bacillariophyta; Bacillariophyceae; Naviculales; Naviculaceae.
AUGAUAUCAGCCAAAGAUCUCUUCUCCUCCAACACCACCACUCCGCGCCCUGCCAACCCAGGCCCUACCGGUUUUGACGAGAAAGCAAGUACUUUUUCCAAUGAGGACACUUCUAGUUCUCAGGGUCGAAUCGAUGCGGACAAAGCCAACAUCGAUGCAAUCCGAUCCCAGCUCUCAGAAGAGCAAUCUCGCGGUGUGCUUCGUCUGCGUGUGGUUGUGAUUUCUGCGUUGGUUGUUGCUUGUGUGACCCUUGCAGUAGUAAUCUUCCAAAUCUCUAAUCAAGCCGAAGCUGAGACAUUUGAGAGUCAAUAUGAUGCGGUUUCUUCCAAGGUUAUUUACAGUUUUGAGAACGUCAUGGAGCGAAUGGAUUCUGUGGCAGGGCUUGGAUUGUUGUUUGCCUCCUCAGGACAAGACUGGCCCUUUGUCAACCUCAAGAACUUCCAUCAAAAGGCAACCCACGCACGAGAGCUAGCAGGAGUGCUAUCGCUUGGGAUGUAUCCCGUUGUGGCUGGCGAGCAGUUUGAUGCUUGGAAUGAGUUUGUUUCGCAACCAGAAAACGACCGAUGGAUCGUCGAUGCCAUCGUCGCAAAAGAAAAAGAAGACUCGAAUGGAGAUGAACACGGAGAUGAACACGGAGAUGAACAUCAAGAUGAACACCACGACGAACAUGGGGAAGACCACGAUGACGAACAUGGUGAAGACCACAAUGACGAACAUGGAGAACCCGAGCAUGACGCAGCGGAACAUCAUGAUGAUAACAGGGAGCUGGGGCAAGAUGAUCACCAUGAUGAUCAUGACGAUGAACACAAUGGGCUCCAGGGUGAAGCACAUGAACAAGAAGGAGUCGGCCACGUUGACCACAUCGACCACGAUGAACUCUCUCGUCAAACAGAUGUGAGACCAAUGCACUACUUUGUGACCAACAGCUCCUCUCUGCAUGAUGGCCAAUGGGUUCCGGAACAGGCUGGUGAGGCCAUGUACUUGCCACGUUGGCAGACAUCUCCAUACGUGAGGGAAGGCCUUGUCAAUGUGAACCUAUUAAAAGACUAUGUGCACGAGUCCCAUGCAAUUGCCGAAACCGUCUUGGAAAGUGGCAGGGUCGUGGUUGGUGGAUUCCUCGACGCACCACCAGGUGAUGUGGAGAGUCCUCAUCCCCUUACAAAACUACUCGCAAGGUAUGACAAUAUCAAGCAUGGAGGGGGGGAUGGCCACGACCCCCAUGGGCAUCAUGGGGAAGGACCAGCUUAUAGGGGUGAUCCUAUGUCCAAUGUCAUGCUUCCUAUUUUCGACCAAGUUAAUGAAAACAACCCAGAGGAUCGGAAGGUUGUGGGUGUUCUCAAGGCACUGGUGCAUUGGAUUGAUUAUUUCGAGUCCAUUUUGCCAGAUAGUGUGCCACCGUUGUUUGCGGUCCUAGAGUAUGAAUGUGGAGAGCACGGCUUCCACGCGGCUGGGGAAGACCAUGAUGAACAUAGGACUCUAGAAGAUGAGGAUGAACAUGGACAUCAUGGGGAUGAACAUGGACAUCAUGAGGAUGAACAUGUACACCACUCUCAAGCCGAGAACAACGUGGCACCGCAAGCGCAUACACUCGGUGUUCAGUUCACCUACAUGAUCCAAGGAAGUGCAGUUCAGGCAAUUGGGUCUGGAGAUCACCAUGAUCCAGCUUUCAAUGCUUGGAAGGCAGAAGGCAGAUUCAGAGGAGGCAGCCUUGCUGACGGGACAACUGAGGGGAUCCAGAUAGAUACGAGGUGCCUUUAUCGACUGCAUGUUUAUCCAUCACAAGAGUUUUACAAUGAGCACAACACCGGUGCCCCCUUGAAAGUUACACUGGCCAUUGUGGUCAUCUUGUUUGUGUUUGCCAUCUUGAUGUUUCUCGUUUAUGACAGAAUGGUAGAGCAAAGGCAGCGAGCAAUUCUCACUAAAGCCACUCAAUCAACGGCAAUUGUGGCCUCUCUUUUUCCUGAGAAUGUCCGAGACCGACUAAUGGAAGAGGAACAAGAGGACAAACGUUACUCGGGAAAGAUGAAGCACCACUUCAACACCCUUGAUGGUCACCACGGUGAAGGUGGCAAAGCCAUUGCUGAUCUUUUCCCAAACUGCACUGUAUUCUUUGGGGACAUUGUUGGUUUUACGGCUUGGAGUAGUACAAGGGAGCCAAGCCAAGUUUUCCAACUACUUCAGUCGGUAUACCAAGAGUUUGAUAUCCUUGCAAAACGAAGGGGGGUUUUCAAAGUUGAGACCAUUGGUGAUAGCUAUGUUGCAGUAACAGGCCUCCCCACACCGCAAGCCAAGCACGCUUUGAUAAUGGUGGAUUUUGCAUUAGCUUGCUUGCACAAGAUGCGAGAGGUCGCCAGAAGGCUAGAAAGUGCCUUGGGACCAGACACUGCACAACUUGAAAUGCGGUUUGGUUUGAACUCGGGGCCAGUGACUGCAGGUGUGCUGAGGGGGGACAGGGCACGCUUCCAACUUUUUGGUGACACAGUAAACACAGCCUCUCGAAUGGAGUCCACAAGUAUCAAGAGCAUGAUUCAAGUUUCAGAGUCAACUGCUAGUGCUCUUCGGAAAGCUGGCAAAGAAGCAUGGCUGAAACCACGUGAGGAUUCAGUGAAGGCAAAAGGGAAAGGAGUCCUGAGGACAUACUGGAUCAUGCCAGACGAAGAUGGAAUCACUGAGACAUCGCAGUCAGCUGUCAUCACUGAAGAUCACAGCCCAAGUGAAAUGAAAGGCCAUAGUCACAACAGCGGCUUGAAACAUGCCACAGAGAAACGCCUUGUUGAUUGGGUGGUGCAUACUUUGCUAGUGGAUAUCAGAAAAAUUGUUCAGGCCCGUGGUGCUUCCAAAAACAAGCAGCCAGGAGUUGCCCCUUCAUACUUUCCACCACAAGGGCAGACCUGUAUGAAAGAAGUCGAGGAGAUAAUCAAUAUGCCCAAGUUUGAUGCUGAGAUGGCUCUCCAGGAAGAAGAAAAGCCAGAGGUUGAGAUUGAUGAUGUUGUUGUUCAAGAGCUUACAGAGUAUGUUGCUGGAAUUGCCCUGAUGUACAGGGAAAACAGCUUCCACAGUUUCCAGCACGCCUGCCAUGUUGCAAUGAGUGUCCAAAAGCUCUUGAAACGAAUUGUUCAAGCAGAAAUGAGUUCUGCUGGCAGUGCUCUCGAUCAAUCUAGCAACAGGAGCUCAACCAUGCAACAGCUCCAUGAAUUCACUCAUGGUAUCAGCUCUGACCCCCUAGCAAUUUUUGCCAUGUCAUUUUCAGCCUUGAUCCAUGAUGUUGACCACCAAGGAGUCUCCAACAUUCAGCUGUCAAAGGAGUUUCCCGAUAUGGCAUCCAAGUAUGAGAACAAGAGUAUUGCUGAACAGAACUCGCUGGAUCUUGCCUGGGACCUGUUGAUGGGAGAUCGCUUUUCCAGCCUCCGCGCCUGCCUUUUUGAAUCCAAUGAGGAGCUUCUGCGAUUUCGUCAGCUGAUUGUGAACAUUGUGCUAGCCACUGACAUCUUUGAUAAGGAAUUGAACGACUUGCGCAAACGACGAUGGACCCAGGCCUUCGCUGGAGAGACUAUUGGUGAAGCAGAAGAACCUGGUGACACCCUUAGUUUUGACCGUGACAGGAAGGCCACCAUAGUUCUUGAGCACAUUAUCCAAGCUUCCGAUGUGUCUCACACAAUGCAGCACUGGCAUGUGUACCAGAAAUGGAACAAGCGCCUGUUCUCGGAGAUGACAGCAGCCUUCCAUGCUGGGCGUUUUGCCAAGAAUCCUGCUGAUUUCUGGUAUCAAGGCGAGAUUGGCUUCUUUGACAACUACAUCAUUCCUCUUGCAAAGAAGCUGGAAGACUGUGGCGUCUUCGGUGUCAGCAGCGAUGAGUACCUGAACUAUGCUCUCCAGAAUCGUGAGGAAUGGAAAGAGCGUGGCCAAGACAUCGUUGCUGAGUGGGUUGCAGAACUGGCCAAUGGCGAUGCUAUGGAGCAGGAAGAGCUUGAAGAAACCAAGAUAGUGCCAGCAGCCGCCCCCGCAUCAAUCGAAUGUUAG